AUCCCGUCCGUGCGGCUUCCGUCUCCGGCAGUGUCUGUGGCAGUGCGCAGAGCGAUGGCGGCAGGUGGAAGCGAUCCUCGAGCUGGCGACGUAGAAGAAGAUGCUUCCCAGCUCAUCUUUCCCAAAGAGUUCGAAACGGCUGAGACGCUCUUGAACUCUGAAGUUCAUAUGCUUCUGGAGCACCGAAAACAGCAGAAUGAGAGUGCGGAGGACGAACAGGAGCUUUCAGAGGUUUUCAUGAAAACCCUGAACUAUACAGCCCGUUUCAGCCGGUUCAAAAACAGAGAGACCAUUGCCAGUGUUCGUAGCCUGCUUCUCCAGAAGAAGUUACAUAAGUUUGAGUUGGCUUGUUUAGCCAAUCUGUGCCCGGAGACUGCUGAGGAGUCCAAAGCGCUGAUUCCAAGCCUGGAAGGGCGUUUUGAAGAUGAGGAACUGCAGCAGAUUCUUGAUGAUAUCCAGACGAAGCGCAGCUUCCAGUACUGAUCACCAGACGUCACUGCUCCUUGAGAUAGCCUCCAGACCGCUCUACAGUCGGAACCCUGGGUGGGCCUCACGCAGGACUGUUGCUUCCGAAGAUACUGGGACUUCUUUCAUCGUACUUUUCGCUUUACUGAGAUAGACUGUCUCUCUGUACUUCUCAAAGUUGUAACAGUCCUCCUGCCUCAGCCUCCCAAGUGCUGGGAUUACAGGUGUGAGCCAACACUUACAGCUUGACUUUUGGAGAAGAAACAAAGACUGGCUAUUGAUGCUCCAGGUGCUGUCUUCACCGGGACUAUUAGACCAUAAUUACUGUGACUAUUAGACCAUAAUUACCAUCUCCUCUCAUUGCAGCCUUAUAAGGGCUGCUAUGGUCAAAUGUGCUGCCAUCCUGAACUAGGGAGGUAGACCGAUGUUAAAACAUUUGGUGACUGCCUCUUUCUGUGUUUUUUUUGGACCCCAUGUUAUUAUUUUUUGUUCUUGACAUUGCAAUUUUUAAUGUCAAUAUAUUUUGUAGUUUUUGAAGCUAUAAUGAUAAAUAAAAAACUUGUAUGGGA
Molecule: messenger RNA, 1034 nt
Organism: Rattus rattus (black rat)
Lineage: Eukaryota; Metazoa; Chordata; Mammalia; Rodentia; Muridae
Gene: Polr2d
Product: RNA polymerase II subunit D
Exons: 4
Coding region: 55-483 (142 amino acids)
Biological process (GO): positive regulation of translational initiation; nuclear-transcribed mRNA catabolic process, deadenylation-dependent decay; transcription initiation at RNA polymerase II promoter
Cellular component (GO): RNA polymerase II, core complex; P-body
Molecular function (GO): nucleotide binding; translation initiation factor binding
Source: RefSeq, a predicted model, not a curated record